CUUUCGGAGUAUGAAAACUCGUACAUUAAUCAGAGGCACCGGUCAACUCAAUUGUCACUCAAGCAUGUACUCAAAAGAAAUUGUAUCCCUGGCUUCGAAGCAUCCCAAGUUCUUGACUCCUUGAGCCCUGUGAACAUAGCCAUUGCGAUAUCAGGAGGUGGAUAUCGUUCUAUGUUAACUGCUGCUGGGGUUUUAGCUGCCUAUGACUCUAGGACACCUGGAUCUCAAAAUCCUGGGCAUCUUGGAGGUUUUUUACAAGCAACUAGCUACAUUGCUGGCAUAUCUGGUGGAUCCUGGGUAGUGAUGAGCGUUGCUGUUAAUGAUUAUAAACCUAUGGUGCAGCUAAAAGAUGAAGAGCUUCAUGCUAUUGAAGGAAGGCUUCUCAUAGGAAUUCCUGAUUUCGAUCCAGGUUUCAAGGGGAACUCACCCAAAUCUGAACAUAUAGAAACCAGAGAAGAUGGAACAGUUAGCUCUGUUCUUAGUUAUUUUGGAUUCAAUAAGAAGAAAGGUACGGAACCAAGAUUUUCUACAAAAUUAUUAACAAUGAUGGAGAACAAGAACCAAAUCUCAGGGGAGAACAAAAUCAAAGACAUCUAUAACUUCUACGAGUCGAUUCAUAAUCAAGUACGCAGCAAGAAGAAGCUGGGAUCAUACAUUUCCUUCACUGAUUACUGGGGUAGAGCCCUCAAUCAGAAGCUUUUCACCAGCUUCACCUCCAGAACAUUCUCCUCGCUCAAGGAGCUUCCGUCAAUGAAGUCUUUUGCCCAACCAUUUCCUAUUCUUUGUGCGGUAUUAAAAUCGCCUAUACAGAAAGAAACAAGCCAGAAGUCACAUUUGGUGGAAUUUACUCCUGAGGAGUUUGGUUCUUGGGAUUCAUACAUGCCAGGAUUUAUAAAGACUAAAUACUUAGGGUCCACCAUCAAAAAUGGGUUUCCAGUUGAUGGCUGCAAAAUGGGCUAUGAUGAUGUGGGUUUUUUGGUGGCUACUUCUUCCUCGCUCUUUAACAAUGUGUUUUUGUAUGUCUACAACUACUUGAUGAAAGUUAACCACGAAGAGAAGACAGCCAUUCAAACCAUCCUUCUGACAUUUGGCUUGAGCUCCAAUUAUACUGACCUGAGUAUCCCACAGCAUCAUCCUGACUAUGCCAUUUACUCACCAAACCCGUUUUCAGAGUACGAAGAAGCUGAAGAUUCUAUUUCAUCGCAACAACACAUGUACCUUGCAGAUGGUGGAGAUGAUGGACAGAAUAUCCCUUUUCAGCCACUUCUCCAACCAGCCCGAAACUUGGACUUGAUUCUCGCUUUUGAUAUGUCUUCGGACCUUUAUAACUUCCCAAACGGAAGCUCUCUCACCAAGACUGCCUCAAGAUUUCACAAUCUGGAUGCCACCAUGGAAAUCAACACAUUCUCGAUUUCCGGUUACAAACAAGCGGUUUUUCCCAAAGUGCCCAGCGCUGAACAAAUAAAACAGCUACCAAAUACACCAAUGUUUCUAGGGUGUGAUUUGAUAUUUGACUAUCCCAGACUUGAAGGAUCACACAUUAAACAGGUUGACGGUAACUUUCUUCCUCCACUACUAGUAUACACCCCGAACCGUCACAUAUCCUAUGCGUCCAAUACAUCUACAUUCCAGCUCAGCUAUAAUCACAGUGAAAUAAACCAGAUGUUUCAAAACGGCUAUGAGCUUGCGACUGCCAACAACUCGACUGAUUUUGCAGCCUGCAUCAGCUGCGCAGCUAUUAAAAGAAAGGUAGAUAAAAUGCACUUUAGACAACUCCCAAAAGCUUUGACCAUGGGUUUGGAUUUACCCGAGUACUGCCAUCAGUGUCUUAAUAAGUACUGCUGGCAUGAAACCAGAAUCUCCACUGUUUAA
Yamadazyma tenuis ATCC 10573 is the source of this 1872-nucleotide messenger RNA. RefSeq names its product putative carboxylic ester hydrolase (gene SPO1). Gene Ontology annotation, biological process: glycerophospholipid catabolic process. Gene Ontology annotation, cellular component: intracellular membrane-bounded organelle; extracellular region; cytosol. Lineage: Eukaryota; Fungi; Ascomycota; Pichiomycetes; Serinales; Debaryomycetaceae. The record is from RefSeq and is a predicted model, not a curated record. Gene Ontology annotation, molecular function: A2-type glycerophospholipase activity.